UGUUUCCUGCGGAUGCCCGCAGCGGAGGAGACGGGGACAGAGACCGGAAGUGGAGUGGUUUGCGCACUAGUGGUGUUGACGUUUCGUUCUGCGUGUGUUAGAGUUAGCGCCCGCGAUGCUCUCCGACUAGACCGCAGCAUUUCAUAUCCUCGCUGCUUGGCUCGGCCUCCCCCGUAUUGAGCUGGGGAGGGGAGGGGGGAAUCAUGGCAGUCUAGAGACGGCCUCCCAGUUGUCCUCGGCGAGGCUGGAGGGGGCUGUUCUCCUGUCCGUGUCGGCUUUCCGGCAAGCCCGUCUCGGGGGUUAGCUCCUACAGUAUCUGAGCCAGCCUCCUGCUCCGCGGCUGCCUGUGCUUUUCGGCUCGCAGGUUUUAAUUACUGUGCGCGGAGCCAUGGCAACCAGGCGUCUGACUGAUGCCUUUUUGCUAAUGCGGAACAAUGCCAUCCAAAACCGACAAAUAUUGGCUGAGCAAGUGAGUACUUUCGACCCCCGUCAUUUGAACACGCGUAGCAAUGCUGCGGAGCUGGAUGAGCUCGCCGAUGACCGAAUGGCGCUGGUGUCGGGCAUCAGUCUGGACCCAGAGGCCGCCAUUGGGGUCACCAAGAGGUUGCCCCCCAAGUGGGUGGAUGGAGUGGAUGAGAUCCAGUAUGACAUCACUCGCAUCCGGCAGAAGAUGAAGGAGCUGGCCAGCCUGCACGACAAGCACAUGAACCGGCCCACGCUGGACGACAGCUGCGAGGAGGAGCACGCCAUUGAAAUCACCACGCAGGAGAUCACGCAGAUGUUCCACCGGUGCCAGCGCGCGGUGGCAGCUCUGCAGCGGCGGCGCGGGCACUGCACGGAGCAGGAGGAGCGGCUGCUGAAGAACGUCGUCUCCUCGCUGGCGCAGAGCCUGCAGGACCUCUCCACCGGCUUCCGCCACACGCAGUCCAGCUACCUCAAACGAAUGAAGAACCGGGAGGAGAGGUCCAAGCACUUCUUCGACACGUCGGGUCCGCUUGUGGAAGAUGACGACGACAACACGCUGUAUGACCGGGGCUUCACGGAUGACCAGCUGGCCCUGGUCGAACAGAACACCAUCCUGGUGGAGGAGAGGGAGAGGGAGAUCCGGCAGAUCAUCCAGUCGAUCUCCGACCUCAACGAGAUCUUCCGGGAUCUGGCUGGGAUGGUGGUGGAGCAGGGUACGGUGCUGGACAGGAUCGACUUCAACGUGGAACAAGCGUGUGUCAAAACAGACGAGGGAUUAAAACAACUCCAGAAGGCCGAGCAGUACCAAAAGAAGAACCGCAAGAUGCUUGUCAUUUUAAUCCUCUUCGUCCUUGUCGUUGUCCUUAUCCUCGUUCUGAUUGGGGUCAAGUUCACGUAAUCUGGCCGUGUGGUUUAUGUGUGUGUGUACGUGUGUGUGCGUGCGAGACGACGGCCCAGCCCUCACUCCCCCCUUGUGGAAUGUAUGUACACCCAGACUAAGAUUCUGUUGGCACACCAUCGAUGCUGUAGUCCCAGGAAUGUGUCCUGCAUGCUCCCAGUUAGAGAGGGGAUCUUUCCAGUACGUACUGUAUAUACUCACAUUGCCCCUUCGCUUUCUCUGCUUUCUCUGGCGACUGCUUGACUGCUGUAGAGCAGGCAGAACCAUUGCUGCCCCCUGUCUGUGACUCCUAGCUACUGCAGCUCUGCCGUGUGCGUUGCUUGAACCAUGAAGUGGAACGAAGUUUCAUCAACCUCCUCACUAGGGUGGAGAGAUGCACAGGUUCCGGUGGCUAACACUACAAUCUAGAAACAAUACAAACAGACCUUGUUCUGAAAGAAAACAAAGCAAAUUCUCAAAUGGAAUCUGUGAAUCCUUAGUGGCAACGCUGGCUCUGUGGCAGACAGGGGAGGUGGCCUGUGGCCGUAGUCCUGGAGUUGUCUCAGCUGGUUUUAUAGGGGGCUUCCAGUAUUCAGUGAGUAGAGACGGCACAUAAAUCUGCACCAAGCAAGCGAAUAAUUAACCAUGUUAUUCAGAGCAGAGCCAGAGAUGAAAAAUAGAGGAUCCUUUCCUUCUCAGCGUGCGGGUUGCCUGCUUGACCCAUCUCCAUGCUGCGUCGAGGACGUGGGAUGCCAGUGGACACUCUAGGCAGCACAGGGAGAGGAGACAAAGUGGGAGGAAAAAACGCCCUGCCUUUCCUGCCCGGAUCUGGCCCAGGGCUGGGGGCGAUUUCUUUAUCUUUUUUUGAAUCCUGAUUGCUGUUCCAUUUCUCAAGUCCUUCUUUUUAUUUCUACGCUCUGCUCCAAAUAUGAGCCCCAGCUGGGUUGGUGGUACUGGUUCCGCCCAGGCCUUGGAAAAGUCGUCCACCCCUGACUGGGUUUCUCCCUCUGUGGGUGAUCGGCUUGGGUAUGGGCCUCUCGGAGUGGGUAAAUGUGUCGCGGUUUUUGUCUCGGACGUUGCUUGUCUUGUGGGGGGAUGUGUUGGAUCUGUUAAUGGCGGGCACUUGGUGCUUUCUCUUGCUUUUCGUUUUGAUGUUUGUUUGGUUGUUUCUGGUUUCUUUGCCGUCGUGUCCAGUUGCCCUGCCUUGCUUUCUCCUGCCACUGGCGGUGCUGUGGCGUGACAUGUGCCCGCGCCCUUCUAAUGCUUUCUGCUACAUGCGUUGUUUCUCAGUUUGUCCGUCUUGUUUUUCAGCUUUAAACUCCUGGUGCAACAUUUGAAUUAACCUGUUGACUUGUUCAGAUGACUUUCAAAAGGGGGAUGGUUUUUAGAUUUUCAAAAAGGGUUAGAUUUCAGCACUAACCCUUACCAAAUGGUUUCCAGAAGUCUCUUAAACGAAUAAGUAUUUUGUUUCAGUGAUUAUGUGCCUAGAAUGCUGGGCACAUCGUUGGGCUGUAUAAUUCAGCGUGCAUAAUUAACUGGUCACCAAUUGAACUGUUUAUACAGCUCUAGGGGUUUAUUAAACAGAGUACACCUGGGGCACAUGAAGUUCUGUUUUCUGUUUCUUGGCUCCAGUUUCCUGAGGAUGCUACUGUACUGGAAUUUAGGGUUUAAGAAUGGAAAAUAUCUAAUUGAUAAAACUGAAGUCAAGGGACCGAUUAGCAAACUAGGUUUGAGAAGAGAUGGGAUUCAGGAACCUUUUGUUAUUUUGCACAGUUGUUUCCCAUGGGUUGACCCUCUUGCUGGUAGUAAAUGAAUUUGUCUGCCUUGUAAAACACGCCUUCAGCUUGCUUGGCCUUGUCAUGCCUGGCUCUGCCUCCCCUGCACUUUUGUUUUUAACCUGCUCAAUGCCAUUGGUCCUUUCUGUCCAGUGCCCCUCCCACUUCAACAUCUCCAUAGCAACCGCAGCUCUUGCACAGAGAUUCUGAGAGCAAGUGGAUUCUGCUUGGCAAGUCUGCCUGCUCUUCUACAGAUAAUAUAAUCUAUUUAUUUGAGGUUUAAAAAGUAAAGAAAAUGAUGUAAAUGGAGACUUUUUGUUUUUGAUGUCUGUGAUCAAGUGAAAACCGACGUGUAAACAAGCACAGGGCCUAAUGUUGAGAGAGAUUUUUAUUUUAAUCUGUAUUUAAGCAUUGUUCUUUCUUAAAAGAGAAACACUACUUACAGUUAAAGAACGUGGAGUAAAAUCACCCCUGAUGUACUUAACUACAUUUUUCAUUUAGGCUCUAAAGUACAGUGUUCUAGAGACACUUAUUUGUACGGUUGCUGUGUGACAGGUGCGUUUUCCAAACAUAUUGUGGCUUAUAUCAAAGUUAUCUUCUGAUCUGUUUUUCCCUCCAGUUUCUCAAACGUGUUUUUCUGUAUCAAAGAACUUGGCAACUGAGGAUGUUUAAACUGUGGUUAAAAUGAUAAGAUUCCAUUUGACAGAUCAGAGUUCCCAGCUUCAGCCCAUUCUCUUCCCUUGUGAACAGUGCAGUGCAGUUGAUUGCAUCUUUGACCUUGGUGUUGUCUCAUUCGGCUCAAGCAAGCUCUUUGUGUCCCUGUGUUGCUGUUUGUCAGCGGAGUUCUUGUACUCUGGAGGUUUGUGAAUGUGACCAGAUGCACUUUUUUGAUAUAGACGUAAAAAGAUGGCUAAGUAGGUUGUUAAGGCUCUCGAGACGAUGCAUUGUCCGAGAUCCAUGUCUUCUGACGAGGGUACGGUUCAGUCCUUUUUAUUAUUUUUUUUUUUAAAUUAAAGUAGAAAACGAGGGACCUGCUCCUGAGUGGCUCGUACUGUAGGCACCAGGUCGGAGUGCAGGGAGAACCCCAUGGCCCAGAUGUUGCGGGUUCGAGCCAGGGCGUCACCAGCUAGAGUUUCCCCAAGCAGUGGCUGGCAGCUGGGAGAGCGCUGGCGGGGCAGGGUGGGGGUUAGUAGGGCCCGGCGCCCUGGUCGGCCUGCGACAGCCGUGACCUGCUGGGCGACAGCGACCCCGCAGGGAGAUCCGGAGAUCGGUGUUCGCCCCGUCUCACCCCUGGCCCGGGAACCAGCGAUGUCUGAGCUUUGGGGUUCGCCCCACACUUGGAGCGAUUGCCUGUAGGGGGUCGUGCCACUCCGGACCACCUGGGAGAGGGCCCAGGGAGGCCAGGGCUGGGCACCUCCCUCGGCUUAUUGUUCCAGUGAACGAGGUCAGACUGCUUUCCAGAUGCAAGCCACGGGGACGGUUUUUAAGGUCUGGGCAAAUUCAGCCUAGCCUGUGCUCUGUAAUUCCACGUGUGCAUGUUGAAAACGGUUCUACCCACCCCGACAAAUAAUGUAUUGUGGCGCAGGGCUUGGGGCUGUCUCCCGUUUCUGCAGAGGUGUGGCCAACCCUGAGCCGAGAAAAGCUUUAAUCAUGAGUUCCAGCCUUUUGGCUGCACGCUGCCCCCCUCACGCGGGACGUUGUCACCAAAGUCACUGACAUUUCCGUGAACAAUACAUGCUGAUGUGCAGACUGUUUUUACUUCUAUAUACAAAAUGUAAAUAAAUUUUAAAACCUGCUGAAAUUAAAAAAAAAAAAAUCGACCUGUCCUUUCUUUACCUUCGUCUAACACACCGCCUCUGAACGCAGUCUUGGGUCGGACCAGAGAAGGGCUUGGGCGCUCUGAUUUGGAUCUGGGAAGGGUAACAAUUGUAGUCCGUUGCCCCAGUCCAGUUGCUGUGCCUGGUGUCGCUGUGCAGCAGCAAACAGAAGUUUUUUUUUUUUUUUUAAACGGCGUGUUCAUUUUGUUUUGUUUCCGCUGUGAAGCAACACAAGAUCUCGUCUGCCUCGUCAAAACUGUAAAGUUGUCGUCGUGCGUUCUGUAAGAAGGCUGGGUGUUGAGCUCAUUUAAUUCCCCUGAAAACUACUGUAUUCAUUUCUUUCGCGAAGUGAUUUUUUUGUGUGACGAGGUAUAUAAUGCAGUUUGAAAAUCUUUUGGUUGUCCUUGUGUCUGGGCAAGUGAGAGGAGUUACAGAAGUCGGGAAACAGAACAUCGUGCAAAAUAGUUGGUGCAUAUUAUAAACCAUUGUGAACCCAACUGGACUGAAAAAAAAUAAAUUUGCUUUUUUCA
Messenger RNA from Lepisosteus oculatus (spotted gar), 5464 nucleotides. RefSeq names its product syntaxin 16 (gene stx16). NCBI's taxonomy places the organism in Eukaryota, Metazoa, Chordata, Actinopteri, Semionotiformes, Lepisosteidae. The record is from RefSeq and is a predicted model, not a curated record. Gene Ontology annotation, cellular component: membrane; endomembrane system; SNARE complex. Gene Ontology annotation, biological process: vesicle fusion; intracellular protein transport; vesicle-mediated transport. Gene Ontology annotation, molecular function: SNAP receptor activity; SNARE binding.